Messenger RNA from Drosophila albomicans, 639 nucleotides. RefSeq lists its product as uncharacterized. The transcript is spliced from 2 exons. Lineage: Eukaryota; Metazoa; Arthropoda; Insecta; Diptera; Drosophilidae. The record is from RefSeq and is a predicted model, not a curated record. Bases 42 to 536 code for a protein of 164 amino acids.
GGCAUUAAGCGGAAGAUCUUCAGUGCUUUGUGCGAAUAAAAAUGAAAAUUAUAUUUUUGGGGCUGCUCAUCGCAAUCCUUGUUGUGUACGGCCAUGGAGAUGUGGGUGUCCUUAACGAAGCAACCAAUAUGCCGACUAUGAAACUCCUUAUAAAGGGAUUGGAGAGCUGUAUGCAAAAUGCGAUAUAUGUAAUGUCUGGAAAUUAUACCAAUGAAAAGGAAGAUAAUGAGAGGAAAGCUAAAGAAAUAGAACUAUAUCGGAAUGAUAUUGACAGAACUAAUAAAUCAUUAUCGACUAUAAAAACUCAUAUGACACAUCCCAUUUUCUCAACUGAGGAGAGGAGUCUUUUGCAAAGAUUUCACGAUAUUGCAACAGAAUUAUUCCGAAAUGCAACGAAGUGGACCGAAAAACGUAUAGAGGAAUUAAACGAGGAAAUCAGACGAUCGCGUGAGGCAUUUGAACAGAGGAAUAUAUUGCUUGCCCAAUAUGCGAAUUCAACACGUCAAUUGAUCGAUAGCUACCCGCAGUAUGCCUAAAAAUUGCCGGAUUUUUGUGUGCUCAGCUUAUUAUUGCAACAUAUACUUCUGGGCGAGAAUUUAAAUAAAUAAAACAUUUCUUAGUGUUUUGAAUGUUCUUUAA